AUGCCUUAUCACAGAAGAAACAUUAGAUACUCCAACAAAAUUAAUAGGAGUGGUUCCAACAGAAAUUCAUCCAAUUACAAUAACAACCAUUACAAUCGUAACAACAAUCACUACAAUCGCAAUAAUAACCAGUACAAUGGCAGCAACAACCAUAAUCACAACAAUGAAGAUUCAAAUUACUAUCAUACUGGCCCAAGUGCUGCAGUCAUGGCACAAAUUAGAAUUAACCGUAAGAAUAAUGACCCUUCUGUUUCCAGUAUCCAAGUUUUUGAUGGAAUUACUAAAAGACAUCAGGCCGGGAUUGUUCUUAGUGAUAUUUCUUACAGACUUAAUGCUAAGACAGCUGAUGUUAAUUCACUGAAAACUUCAGAUAAUUAUAGACAAUUAACUACCUCUGAAACUUAUGCAGUUGUUAAACCUCAUCUUGUUCGUCAUUCUGCUAAUUGGUUUCGCUGA
Hemisphaericaspora subhashii is the source of this 456-nucleotide messenger RNA. RefSeq lists its product as uncharacterized. NCBI's taxonomy places the organism in Eukaryota, Fungi, Ascomycota, Pichiomycetes, Serinales, Debaryomycetaceae. The transcript has a single exon. The record is from RefSeq and is a predicted model, not a curated record. Bases 1 to 456 code for a protein of 151 amino acids.